CGGACAAGGUAAUUUUAUUAUUAUUUUCUUAACGUUUGAUUUGUACUCUGUUAAUUAUUCCAUUUUUUUUCCUUUAGCAUCAAUAGCGCUCAAUAAAUCUACCGUAAAACUGGUGUUAGAGAGCAACGGAUUUGCUAUUUCAACGGAUAUAACUCUUCGUGCUCUUAAAAAUGAGCUUUUUAUGGUACUAGAUAUGGAUGAAAUUUGGACACAGCCCAACCCCACCAUCUCCAUCAAUGACAACAGCGUGGAUUGGAACUCCAUUGAAUAAUGUGAUUAUCCCCUCAUCAGGACCUUUGCUGAUGGCGUUUGAUCUGGACGAUAGCCAAAUGUAUUACGUGUUUGCCAAUCAGGCUAGAUUAACAGAGGGCACGAAUGAUGCCAAACAAGCCAUAUGUGAUUUAGUCAUGGUUCAUUAUGUACAUAACUUCAUGUACAUGAAGGAAGGUUCAAAGUUUAUGGAAUUCAUACAGCAAUACUUUUUUAAAAUUAUUCCACAAAGUGGCUCAAAAAGUCAAGCGGUUCGCGUUCUAAAGCAACAGCGCUUAGUAAAGAGACUGAUCGACAAUUUAACCGACCACAUGACAUGCUAA
Molecule: messenger RNA, 593 nt
Organism: Uranotaenia lowii
Lineage: Eukaryota; Metazoa; Arthropoda; Insecta; Diptera; Culicidae
Exons: 3
Coding region: 198-593 (131 amino acids)
Source: RefSeq, a predicted model, not a curated record